Endocarpon pusillum Z07020 is the source of this 1731-nucleotide messenger RNA. RefSeq lists its product as uncharacterized. Gene Ontology annotation, molecular function: iron ion binding; steroid hydroxylase activity; heme binding. NCBI's taxonomy places the organism in Eukaryota, Fungi, Ascomycota, Eurotiomycetes, Verrucariales, Verrucariaceae. Bases 1 to 1731 code for a protein of 576 amino acids. The record is from RefSeq and is a predicted model, not a curated record. The transcript has 3 exons.
AUGGCGCCGUCAAUAUCAACAGUUGAGUCUCUGCUUGACUCUCAAUUGCAAUCAUUCUAUUUCCUUCUUGCAGUGGCUGUUAUGACUCGUGUUGGCACUGGUAUGGCUUGCUGGAUUGAAAAGCAGAGCAAGUUCAAUGGAAAAGAGCCUCCCACAGUUCCAUAUUGGAUCCCUGUUUUAGGCAGCCUACUUACAUUCUUGGUUAAUACGGACUCAUUCAUCAUGAGCUCAGUCAAAUCAUUCGGUCCUUCGACCCCUUUUCAGGUACAACUUGCAGGCAUGAAGAUAUCGAUUGUAUCAGGUUUCAAGAACACUGAAGCCAUUCUCAAGGCGAGCUCCAGGAUGACCACUACCCCUGGGGCAAUUUUUGCCCUGACACGUCUUCUUGGAACACCAAAAUACAUCAUACCAUUUUACCUGGCCGAUGAUUCAGGAAUCGGGAUCGACCCUCGUCCAGGUAGUAGAGUUGAGCCCCAGAACCGGGUCAUCUAUCAUCAGCAGCGCAAUGCUCACCGCUUCUUAAGUGGGUCAAGCCUGAAGGAGAUGAACCGGAGGUAUCUGGAUACUCUCCAGCGCAAUCUCCUCGACCUCAAAAUACCUGAUACCUGGAUCGAACUGCCGGACCUAUACUCUUUCAUUCAACGUGAGGUGUUUCGGGCAUCCGUUGAAGCAAUGUGCGGAAGCUAUAUCCUCUCGCUCAAUCCGACAUUUAUAGAGGACUUUUGGACAUGGGACGCCAACGUCCCUACUCUUAUCAGAGCGUAUCCGAGGUGGCUUGCACCUACAGCCUAUCGAGCAAGAGACAAGAUGUUGGGGCAUGUGAAGCGAUGGCACGCAUUUGCCAAAGAAAACUCCGACUGGACCAAGUUUGGACCCAACGAUCCCGAAUGGGAUCCUUUCUGGGGCAGCAAGCUGGUCAAGGCUCGACAAACUUCCUGCCUUGAGACCAAAGUGAUGGAUGCUGAUACUAUUGCUUCUGAGGACCUUGGACUGAUAUUCGCAGGAAACACCAAUGCAGUACCCGCGAUUUUCUGGCUAUUCUUCCAUAUCCUGGAAGAUCAAAAGCUACAAGAACGUGUUGAGCAGAUCAUACGUUCAGACGAUAUUCUGAUACCAUCAGAAGCCGAAAUGCUCAAAUUGUAUGAUUCUCCGCUUCUGCAAUCCAUCUAUGCCGAAACCCUCAGGCUGCGAGUUGGAAUCGCGAUUACUAGGACACCGGAACAGGAAGACUUCAACCUGGGGGCGUGGCGGCUUCGAAAAGGCCAACUCAUCAGCUUGAUGAGUCGGACAGCAGCCUUGGACAAAAGCGUUUGGAGCACCGGCAAUCCGGAAAACUCGCAUGCUUUGGAUUCGUUCUGGGCAGAGAGGUUCCUGAGAUACCCAGACGACCCUAAAAGCGGCCCCCUACGCGAAGCCACUGGAGCCAACACCACUACGGAAAGUGAAAAGUCAACGAGUGGUUCAAACGAGCCCAGGUAUACCACGGGAGGCUUGUCAGGCGCGUGGAUCCCUUACGGUGGGGGCAAGCGUAUGUGCCCGGGCCGCCAUUUUGCCAAGCAAGAGAUUCUGGCCACACUCAUCGUGAUGUGCGUGUUGUACGACAUCGAGCUUGUUUCCCACGACCUCAAAGAUUUGCCCAAGGCAAAUCUGAAGUACUAUCCAUUGGGCGGCCUGCCCCCAGACCGUAAGCUACCUGUUAGGAUCAGGCGCCGUACAUUAGGCCAUAAGUGA